AUGGAAACAAAAGGCAGUCAAAAUGUGUCGGGAACCAACUUAGCAAACAUUCCAAUGUCUGAAGAUGGUGUAGUAUAUAUUGCAGUUAAAGGUUCACUUCAUGCCAAUGAUUGCUCUGUAUUUGGUUUAGGUCAAGAGGAAAUCAAAGCAUUGACCAAGAAAUACCCAGGAUCUGGAGAUGUAGUUAAUGGUGUAACUAUGAAAACAAAUGUCCUUCAACUGAUUAAUUCAUUGAGCCAGUUGGGAUAUAAGAUUGUCGCAAGCACUGGAGAAGCAGAGAUUACUUGGACCUUAGGCCGUGAUAUUUAA
Colias croceus (clouded yellow) is the source of this 309-nucleotide messenger RNA. RefSeq lists its product as uncharacterized. The record is from RefSeq and is a predicted model, not a curated record. NCBI's taxonomy places the organism in Eukaryota, Metazoa, Arthropoda, Insecta, Lepidoptera, Pieridae. Bases 1 to 309 code for a protein of 102 amino acids. The transcript has a single exon.